Molecule: messenger RNA, 2466 nt
Organism: Pararge aegeria (speckled wood butterfly)
Lineage: Eukaryota; Metazoa; Arthropoda; Insecta; Lepidoptera; Nymphalidae
Product: UPF0183 protein CG7083
Exons: 11
Coding region: 127-1413 (428 amino acids)
Biological process (GO): Golgi to plasma membrane protein transport
Cellular component (GO): trans-Golgi network
Source: RefSeq, a predicted model, not a curated record
CAAAAUGGUUGAAAACUAAAGUUGGCAAACAAAGAAAGGCAGCGUAAAAGAGGAUUUUGUGGUGAAAAAUCAGUUUUAUUGAGUGAAAGUUAGCUAGAUUAGUGUGUGAUAGGUGUUUUGUGCACAAUGUUGGAUUUAGAAAUCGUUCCCGAACGUUCCCUGGGCUGCGAGGCCUGGGAGUUUGUUCUGGGAAUGCAUUUCUCCCAGGCGGUGUCUAUCAUACAGAGUCAAGUGGGCACAAUAAGAGGCGUACAAGUCCUCUACAGCGAUCAGAAUCCACUAUCAGUAGACCUAGUAAUAAAUAUGCCACAGGACGGUAUCCGGUUAAUAUUCGACCCUGUAGCGCAGCGGCUGAAGAUUAUAGAAAUAUACAAUAUGAAAUUAGUUAAGCUUAGGUAUAGUGGUAUGUGCUUCAACUCGCCAGAGAUCACGCCGUCUAUCGAGCAAGUUGAGCACUGCUUUGGAGCGACGCACCCAGGCCUCUACGACAGCCAGAGGCACCUGUUCGCGCUUAACUUUAGGGGGCUGUCCUUCUAUUUUCCUGUCGAUAGUAAAUUUGAGCCCGGAUACGCACACGGUUUAGGCUCGCUUCAGUUCCCGAACGGCGGCUCGCCCGUCGUCUCCCGAACGACGAUAUACUACGGGUCACAGCACCAGUUGACAAGAUCAGCCAGUGGCGGAAGAUGUACAGCGCCUUUAGCUGAUCUGCCUCUAUCUUGUUACAAACACCAGUUACACUUACGAAGGUGUGAUGUACUACGGUCAGCGACAGCUACUCUUGGACUGCGGUUGCACAUUUAUACUGAAGGUAUCCGAUCAGGUGAGCCGGCGUCCGCAAGAAGGCGUGUGGUGCGUUUCGGUGACAGCUGUCAAGAGGUUUCGCGUGCGUUAGCCGCACCCGCGCGUCUUUACUACAAAGCGGACGAUAAGAUGCGCAUCCACCGGCCCACCGCCCGCCGUCGCCCCCCUCCCGCUUCAGACUACUUCUUCAAUUACUUUACACUUGGUCUGGACGUAUUGUUUGAUGCGCGCACGCAUCAAGUGAAGAAGUUCGUGCUGCACACCAACUACCCCGGCCACUAUAACUUCAACAUGUACCAUAGAUGCGAGUUCGAGCUCAACGUUCAACCUGACAAGUGUGAAUCAAACGCACUGGUGGAGUCCCGCGGAGCUGUCUGCAUAACUGCGUACAGUAAAUGGGAGAGCGUUUCGCGUGCGUUGCGCGUUUGCGAGCGGCCCGUGGUGUUGAACCGCGCGUCCUCAACUAACACAACCAAUCCCUUCGGAUCUACCUUCUGCUACGGUUACCAGGACAUGAUCUUUGAGGUGAUGUCGAAUAACUACAUAGCGUCGAUAACUCUAUACCAACCCGAGGGCACCCGACCACAUUACGCCGUCAGCUCCAUCGCGUGACAUACCAAGGUAUCUCCAAGCAAAGGUAAAAAGUUCACAUCCUGAAAACAGUCAGUUUGUCAGUAAACACAAACCAUACCACUUCACUAGUGUGGCAACACUGCACAAGUGCACAGCUCGUCGCACGUACCCUCUGACAAAGUGAAACAUAUCCUGAAAACAAGCAACAUAAGAGGUAACAGUAUUUAACAAAAAAAAAAAUGUGAUAAAAACUGUGAAAAAAAAACUAUAAAAAAAAUAAAAGUGAGUGACCGAUCUCAAGGCGUGUUAAAUAAGUUUUAUUUAAUUCCUUAGCAGCAAUGGACAGUAAAAAAAUUUUUUUUUUAAUCAUGUAGCUUUGUAAGUUAAUAGACAAGGUUUCUCAUAAUAAUCGUAAUGAUUAAUAAAUAAAAUAAUUAGUCGAAUGUGUUCUUAAGUUUUACAACUUAUAAAAAUCUGAAUUUUUCAUGAAAAAAAAAGGAAACAUAGACUUUAAGAUGUUGUAAAUAUUUUUGGAUUGGAGAGAACGAUAUAAUAUCAUAAAUCGAAUGUAUUUUUUCUAAAUUGAAGCCAUUUGCUAGGGCUUGUGUUAUUGUGAUAAAAAUUACUAAAAAAAAAUGUGCAAAAAAUAUUCUUUUUCUUAACAGCACCACGAUGUUGCCAUGGAUGGCUUUUUACUAGUUUAUAGAGUUAUUUAAUUUAUGUAAAAUAUUAGACACUAUAGUUGACAAAAAUGUUUUCGGUGAUCAAUUAUUCUAAAAUAAAAUGACUAAUAUUUUUGUAAUAGAAAUAGUGCACACUGUAAAAAUUAUUAAAAAAAAGUUUAGAGAUUUUUAGUUUUUUUUUUUCUAAUAUAAAAUCUCAGCACGGUAAAAUACGCCCUUUGGGAAAAUGGUAAAAAAAAAAUUGCUGUUUGGCAGGUGUCAAACAAGACAGGUGUGCAAAGUUGCUAUUAUGAAUUCAUAGUCUUAAAUUUUUUAUAUCACUUCGUUGUUGUACGUUAUUCAUCUACAAAUUAUUUUUAGUUAAUUUUCGAUUUCUUUACAAUUUUAUUUACAAGUGGUGGGGUUAAAU